ACUAAAGAAGAUAGUAGUAGUUAUACAAAUAAAAUUUAUGAAUUUUAAUUGUGUGUAAACAAUAAAAUAAAAAUAAGUAGAUACAGUUCAAAAGUAGAUUCGAUAAGUACGUUUCUAAAGUAUCAUAAUUAAAGUAGGCAACCUAGGGUUUACAAUUUACAAUAAACCUAGAACAUGAAAACUAUUCUGACUCCAAAGAUAAGUAAAUAGUUCAAAUAUGACUACCGGCAAAUCACAAGGUGAGAUCUUACAUGUCUCCCACAACACCGACCAGCAGGUGGCUCCACGAUAUGAAGAGCGUCCAGACUGCAGCACAGUGAUGAGAACUACACAGGAACAAUUGAUUAAACAAGAUAAUAUUCAGCAUGCCGUAGACGAAGCGGGAAUUGUAAAGACAGAGUAUGUUGAUGUCACAGAGGAAUUGGAUAGUGAUCAUAUAAUAUUCCGUGACCAGGAGAAUGAUCUCCUAGAGCUGUAUGAGGGUCAUGAAGUAAAGAAUGAGUUGGUUAUAGGACCCACAGUUGUACAAACAGGGAUCAUCUUUGGAACUAGUAAACAUUUAGAACCUGAUUCUGAACAACAUCUGUUGAUACAUACUAGUGAUAAGCCAUAUAUUUGUGAUGUGUGUAAUAAAUGUUUUAAAACAAAGUCAAAAUUAAAAAAUCAUUUAUUGAUACAUAUUGGCGAUAAGCCACAUAGUUGUGAUGUAUGUAAUAAAUGUUUUAGAACAAACUCACAAUUAAAAAAGCAUGUAUUAAUACACACUGGUGAAAAACCAUAUAGCUGUGAUGUAUGUUGUAAAUACUUUAGAACAAAUUCAGAUUUAAAAAUUCAUUUUUUGAUACAUACUGGUGAAAAGCCAUACAGUUGUGGUGUAUGCAAUAAAUGUUUUAGAAGAAACUCGGAAUUAAAAAAGCAUUUAUUUAUACACACUGGUGAAAAGCCAUAUAAUUGUAAUGUAUGUAAUAGAUGUUUUAAACAAAAAUUACAUUUAAACCAACAUCUGUUGAUACAUACUGGUGAUAAACCACAUAAUUGUGAUGUAUGUAAUAAAUGCUUUAGAAGAAACUCAGAGUUAAAAAAGCAUUUAUUUAUACACACUGGUGAAAAACCAUAUAGCUGUGAUGUAUGUAAUAAAUGCUAUAGAACAAACUCAGAUUUAAAAAAUCAUUUAUUGAUACAUACUGGUGAAAAGCCAUAUAGUUGUGAUAUAUGCAAUAAAUGUUUUAGCAAAAAAUUACAAUUAAACCAACAUCUGUUGAUACAUACUAGUGAUAAACCACAUAAUUGUGAUGUAUGUAAUAAAUGUUUUAGCGGAAAAGUACAUUUAAAGAGACAUCUGUUGAUACAUACUGGUGAAAAGCCAUAUAGCUGUGAUGUUUGUAAUAAAUGUUUUAGAACAAACUCACAAUUAAAAAAGCAUUUAUUUAUACACACUGAUGAAAAGCCCUACAGUUGUGAUGUAUGCAAUAAAUGUUUUAGAACAAACUCACAAUUAAAAAAUCAUUUAUUGAUACACACUGGUGAAAAACCAUAUAGCUGUGAUGUAUGUAAUAAAUGCUUUAGAACAAACACAGAUUUAAAAAAUCAUUUAUUUAUACACACUGGUGAAAAGCCAUACAGUUGUGAUGUAUGCAAUAAGUGUUUUAAUCGAAAAACAAAUUUAAAUCAACAUCUGUUGAUACAUAUUGGUGAUAAACCAUAUAGUUGUGAUGUAUGUAAUAAAUGUUUUAACCAAAGAUCAACUUUAACACAGCAUCUGUUGAUACAUACUGGUGAAAAGCCAUAUAACUGUGAUGUAUGUAGUAAAUGUUUUAGAAUAUACUCAGAUUUAAAAAAGCAUUUAUUUAUACAUACUGGUGAAAAACCAUACAAUUGUGAUGUAUGCAAUAAAUGUUUUACCCGAAAAACAAAUUUAAACCAACAUCUGUUGACACAUGUUGAUAAUAAACCACAUUGUGCGAUGCCGUUGCCCCCGAGAGUCUGAAGGCGCGUCAGCACCAGGGAGCUCUGGUACGCCCAGACGUCGACGUAAAUAAAUAAUAAAACAAUUUCGUAUUAA
Messenger RNA from Galleria mellonella (greater wax moth), 2062 nucleotides. RefSeq names its product zinc finger protein 665-like. NCBI's taxonomy places the organism in Eukaryota, Metazoa, Arthropoda, Insecta, Lepidoptera, Pyralidae. The transcript has 2 exons. Bases 218 to 1987 code for a protein of 589 amino acids. The record is from RefSeq and is a predicted model, not a curated record.